Molecule: messenger RNA, 1776 nt
Organism: Phaeodactylum tricornutum CCAP 1055/1
Lineage: Eukaryota; Bacillariophyta; Bacillariophyceae; Surirellales; Neidiaceae
Exons: 1
Coding region: 142-1776 (544 amino acids)
Biological process (GO): tRNA wobble base 5-methoxycarbonylmethyl-2-thiouridinylation
Cellular component (GO): nucleus; cytoplasm; elongator holoenzyme complex
Molecular function (GO): acyltransferase activity, transferring groups other than amino-acyl groups; iron-sulfur cluster binding
Source: RefSeq, a predicted model, not a curated record
CAACAUCGCUGUGGUUGACAAUGGAGAGAGCAAGGUCCACUACUGUCAGGCAGCCGCAUUCAUUCCGCUCUGCUCUAUUGAAAUUACAAAUUAAUUAUCGGUGUUACUUCACAAACGUUCUGAAAACGUCACGCGCUCAACAUGACGUCGCAAUCGUCCCACAAAUCGAAUUACGCGCUGGCCAUUUCCUUUCUGGUUCAAGAGCUGAUGGAUGCGUACGACAACGGUGAUACCGUCAAUUUGACGCAACUCAAAGGCAAGGCCUCGCGCAAGUUCAAGUUGAAGGGAAUUCCCAAAAUGAGUGACAUACUGCAGGGUCUACCGAUCAAUUACCGCAGCAAGCUAUGGCCGUACCUGCAGACCAAGCCGGUCCGUACGGCCUCUGGCGUUGCGGUCGUCGCCGUUAUGAGCAAGCCACACCGGUGUCCGCAUAUUGCCUACACUGGAAACGUUUGCGUUUACUGCCCCGGUGGACCGGAUAGUGACUUUGAAUAUAGCACGCAGGCGUACACUGGAUACGAACCAACCUCCAUGCGCGCCAUUCGAGCCCGUUACGACCCCUACAGUCAAGUCAAAGGACGUGUCGCGCAACUGCGAGCCAUUGGACAUACGGUAGACAAGGUAGAAUUCAUUGUUAUGGGAGGGACCUUUCUGAGUUUGGAUAAGGAGUACAAAGAUUAUUUCAUUCGUAACCUACACGAUGCUUUGUCGGGAUAUCAUUCGCAAACAGUGGAAGAAUCAGUUCGAUACUCAGAGCAAGCUGUUACCAAGUGCAUUGGAAUUACUAUUGAAACCAGGCCUGAUUACUGCUUAAAGCCACACUUGGAAGAGAUGCUUUCGUACGGCUGUACGCGAAUCGAAAUCGGUGUACAAAGUAUCUACGAAUCCGUGGCACGAGAAACUAAUCGCGGACAUACGGUGGCGGCUGUUUCUCACUCGUUUCAGCUAGCAAAGGAUUGCGGCUUCAAAGUUGUCACGCACAUGAUGCCGGAUCUACCAAAUAUGGGCUACGAACGAGACUUGGAGGGCUUCAAGGAGUACUUUGAAAAUCCAAUGUUCCGAAGCGACGGUAUGAAGCUAUACCCGACUCUAGUCAUCCGAGGAACGGGCUUGUACGAAUUGUGGAAAACAGGUCGAUACCAGAAUUAUACUCCAGAUCAAUUGGUGGAACUAACCGCGCAAGUUUUGAGCCUCAUUCCACCGUGGACACGUUUGUAUCGAGUCCAGCGUGAUAUUCCGAUGCCACUCGUCUCAUCUGGUGUUGAGCACGGCAACCUCCGUGAACUCGCCUUGCAAAAAAUGCGGGAGCAAGAUUUGCCGUGUCUGGAUAUUCGAUCGCGAGAAGUUGGGAUGAAGCAGAUUCAUCACUCCGUCACGCCUGAUCAGGUCGAACUAGUGCGGCGCGACUACGUUGCCAAUGGCGGAUGGGAAACUUUUCUUAGCUACGAAGAUCCGACACAGGACAUUCUGAUCGGGCUGCUGCGAUUGCGCAAAACAUCGCCUGCUGCAUGGUUGAAGGAAGUUGCCGAAUAUCCUUCAAGUAUUGUACGAGAAUUGCACGUAUACGGCACUGCUGUUGCCGUCUCGGCUCGCGACCCGACUCGUUUUCAGCAUCAAGGCUUUGGUAUUCUGCUAAUGGAAGAAGCCGAGCAUAUUGCCCGGGACGAGCACGGGUCCAAAAAGUUACUCGUCAUUGCGGGGGUCGGAACGCGGCACUAUUACCGCAAGAUGGGGUACCACCUGGACGGACCGUAUAUGAGCAAAAUGUUGCUGUAA